Molecule: messenger RNA, 6395 nt
Organism: Oreochromis aureus
Lineage: Eukaryota; Metazoa; Chordata; Actinopteri; Cichliformes; Cichlidae
Product: LIM and calponin homology domains-containing protein 1-like
Exons: 19
Coding region: 1350-5090 (1246 amino acids)
Biological process (GO): positive regulation of stress fiber assembly; regulation of focal adhesion assembly
Cellular component (GO): stress fiber
Molecular function (GO): myosin II head/neck binding
Source: RefSeq, a predicted model, not a curated record
AGGACAAGAAGUUCAGAACAGGUAUUGUAGUACAAACCUUUGACUCGCGUGUUGUAGACAUCAUAGUCUCAAUAAGCAUAUGUAACAAAGCCUCCUCUAAAGACAUAUUUCCUUAAUAUUAUUUUUUUUGGCACAAUAGCAUUUCUGUUUAUUUUCAUUUUUUAAGCAUGUUUUUGUUUAUUAUGAUUUAGGUUUUCAAAAAAUUCUCGCUAAUUUUUAAGUUUUGGUCAACAAUGAUAACCUUACACCACAGUGGUAUCAGUUUUUGGAUCUUGUUCCUGGCAAAUUAGCAUAGUUCUCAAAAUGUCAAACACUAAUUUUACUACACACCUGUGCCACAGCACUAUUUGGAUCAUUCGUGCUGUUGGCAAAGUGACAUAUUUAAUCACAUUAAUAAAAGUUUAAAAACAAUAGGCGUAGUAGUGUUUCUCAGUGAUUAUGCAAGGAACAAAAAGGGUCCCUUUAGCCUUUUGCUAGGUGGUUGCUAGACAACACGAUGACAUCAUAGUAUCUGAUAUAGAUAAAAACCUUCAGGGGCCUAAAAUGUAUCUAUAUCAAGUUUGAUGGCUUAACUCCUAAUGGUCUAGGAGGAGUUUGUGGACAAACAAGCAAACAGACAGUAGUUUGCGUAUUAUAGUCACAUUUCUUACAUUUACGAACAAUUAAAUAAUUAUCAACAACGUGAGCUGUCACUAGUUAAGCCUUUAAAUUAAAUAAAGUUUAUAGCGCUCUCAACAGUCUCUUACUGUUAGAUAUUUAGAGUAAUUUUAAAUUACAUCUCCCUGGACUUUCCCUUCUUCCCUCGUCUCUGUUGUCCCCCUGUGUUCUCGCCUGCUGUUUGUUCUCCUCAUCAUUGUGCACUUCAGUCCUCUUCAGUCUUCUUUGACAGGCAUUGAAAUGGAGCAGGGAAUUGGCCGGUGUGUAUGAGACCGUGUGUGAGACCAAAAAAAGAGGCGACUGUUGGCUGCAAGCACUGCUUGGCUUUGUUUUUCUCCGCCUGUGCUGAUGUCAUUAGAUAGGAUAAAGACUUUUUUGUGUUCCCAGAGGAGCAGCAGUGAGCAGAAAAUGUGACCACCUAGAAUAGAUCAAAUGCUUAGUGUGUGUGUGUGUGUGUGUGUGGGGGAACAUGAGUGUUUGAGUAAUUUGAAUAUAAAAUUCCAUGCUUUGUCCUCUUUUGUGCAUCCAUCCUCACUAUCUGACUCAACAUUUCCCUGUAAUCCUUCUUUUGUUUUCACAGUCUCAUCCUCUGUCUGUAGUUGCUCAUUAUUUCUUUUCCCCUUGCUUGUGGUGUUGCUGGUGUUGUGUGUGUGUGUGUGUUUGUGGCUGUGGGUCUUAAUUUGUGAGACUGUAUGUACAGUGAUCUUAGCCCAGGCCCCGUGUGUCAGGCCUGCCUGGAGAAAAAUUAUGGAGGUCCCUUCAGCGGAUCAGCAAAGGCUGGACGAGGUCACGGCAAAGUUGUGACCUUUGGGGGCGUGACUGAGAUCGAGCAGCCAAUAGACACAGUCAUGUCGAGUGAAGGCGAGGAGACGGAUUUACUUAGACGACUCCUUUCCAAGGCAACCGUAGCCAUGCCUACCAUUGGCCUGGGCUCCCAGCUUUCAGAGCGGGAACGCAGCCAGGUAGUUGGAGCUGACCCCAAUCAAGCUACCUCUCCCUCUGCUGACCUUCCACCCUGGACCAUCAAGGCUGCUCCGACUCCCGCUGAGAUUGAUGCCCGCCUGGCUCAAUAUGAGGAGAGAACAGAGGAAGAAGAGGAUGAGGAGGAAAAAGAGGGGAGAGUCCCAGAUCUUCAGAAAGACGACAUGAUGGCAAGGAGGACGGGAGUUUUCCAUAAACAAAGCACCGCUACAGUGACUUACAACCGCUUCCUGCCUCUGCCUGCCUCCAAACGCUGCACACAGGGGGAGGUAACCACAGACGCUGCUCCGCAGAACAAGAAGAAAGUGCAGGCAGACAGGAGCAAGAAACUGGACGUCAGAGUGGAGCACCAGCAGCCCAUGGAAGCACCUCAACAGCAGGUCGAGACAACAGUGAUCCGAUCAGCGUCUCAGGGUGAGCGGGAAAACGGUGAUAAUGAGGAUGAGUGUGGCGAAAAUGUGCCUGUGCCUGACCCGGAGAAAGAUGAUAUGAUGGCUCGAAGGACGGGAUCGUUUCAAAAAGCAAGCACAGCUAAAACAAAUCAGUUCCUGCCUGUACCUGGAUCAGUGAAGUAUAACAUCAGUCCAGUGUCUGCUAUGAAGCAGCUCCACAGCAGACCUAAGCUGACAGAAAAGGAGGGUGAAAGCAGCAUUGUUGCUGUGGCAGCAGAGCCACAGGCCCUGCCCUCCAAAGCUCCAACCAGUCCCACGUUUGCAGUGCUGAGAGAGAGGUGUGAGGAAAAGGAGGAAAAGCAAGAAAGCGGAGGUGCGAUGGUCCCUGUUACCUCUGCCACAGUUACUGCUGAGCCCCUCUUUUCUCCUUCACUCACGCCUGCACCCAGUCCUGCUCCUGCACAGGUCUGUAGUGUGAAGUCAGGGCUGGAAAAGCAGAAAGUGGAGGAGAGAGUUGAGGAAACAGCUGAGGUGGAGGAGAGAAAGAAGGAUGUGAAUGUGAAGCCUCGAAAGAAACCCUUCUGGCUGGAGGACAACGAGCUUCCUCCAAUGAUGAUGAGCCGACGUGUUGCUUUUAUGUCUGAGGACACCGAGAGUGUGAGUAUGGGUGACAUGCUUAACGACGAGGAGGUGGGACACUUACCGUCGCUGAGCCAAUCGCGACAUGAACACAUGCACGAGCAGUACAACAACUUUCUGGAGGAUGAGGACCACUGGCAAGUUGACCUGGCUCGCUGGAAGAAUCGCCGCCGCAGCGCGUCACAGGAUCUAAUCAGAAAGGAGGAGGAGAGGAAGAGAAUAGAAAAGAGGAUGAAGGGGGAGGGACGUGACGGCAAUAAGAGGAAGAGCAUUAAGACUUAUAAAGAGAUAGUGGAGGAGAAGGAGCGCAGAGAGGCAGAGCUGUGUGAAGCCUACAGAAACGCAGCGACUCCAGAAGUGGCAGCCUUGGUUUUGCAGCGCUACGCUCUCCGCUUCACCAUCAGUGAUGCAGUACUGGACAGCCUAAAACUACCCAGAUCCACCUCAACACCCAAAACCGAACUAAAUGAGCUGGACAAAGAGCAGAAGCCAGAAUCACCUGUUAAUAACUCUGAGAUGUCAGAGCCUCUGCGUCAACCAGAAUCACCUGUUAAUAACGCUGAGAUGUCAGAGCCUCUGCGCCAACCAGAAUCACCUGUUAAUAACGCUGAGAUGUCAGAGCCUCUGCGUCAACCAGAAUCACCUGUUAAUAAUGCUGAGAUGUCAGAGCCUCUGCGCCAACCAGAAUCACAUGUAGUUACAAAUCAGGAGCACAUGAAACCUGAAGAGAUAGAGACAAACACAGCAGAUCAGCAAGAGAAAUCAGCCACCAGCCCUCUAACACCAAACAGUCCAACCAGUCCUCUGUCCACAGUCACAGACUCACAGAGUGUGUCACCUCAGUCUCUGGAGUUUAAUGAACCCCAGACCCAACUGAUGGAGUCUCCGACUGCGCAACAGGCUGCCAUCACAGGAGAUCCACAGCCUCAUGCACAGUCUCCGACUGCGCAACAGGCUGCCAUCACAGAAGAUCCACAGCCUCAGACAAAACACACUUCACCUCAGAGUGUGCAAGGGCAGCCUCACCCCACACAGCCGGCAAACGCUCUCCCCUCCCCACCAUCUGUGUCCUCCAGGCCCAUCCCCCUGCUAGCAGCCAAACCCUACUGCCAGCCUGGGGCCGCUCUCCCUGGGCACAAACCUAUCAAGGAUGGGUUGGUACGAGUGAAUGGGGAGGCGACGGAGGAGCUAACUGUUUCCACUCCACCUACCUCCCCUCAGCACUCACCACAGGAGACCAAAGAUGUUUCCUCCGAAGAGGCGGAGAAAGAUGCUCCAUCUGUGGAGGCUGUUAAAAGUGCAGAGACUGCAGAGCAGCAGCCCUCGGAGACAGAGAAGUCAACGCCGUCUUCAGGCUCUGCCAUCAGCUCCCUGAUCGAAGGUCGAAACUGUAUCAUCACAACAACUAUUGUGACAGAGCUCACGCAGAAGGUUGUGGAGCCGCUUCAUACAGACACCCAAAACGACGAAGAGGUUGAGACCACUGGCUUGUUUGAGAAACCAGAGGAUGAAAAAAAUACUCAACCAUCUUCCACACCCAGCAGCAUGGAAGAAUAUUCUCCCACCGUCUCGGAAGGACUUGAGGAGAGCAGUGUGACCAUUGAGACCCCCAUGUUGAACUUGGCUAAACGUGUUAAUCACUGGGUCUGGGACCCCAAUGAGGAGCGUAAGCGCUUGGAAAGGUGGCAACAGGAGCAGGAGCGCCUCCUAAAGGAGCAAUACCAGCGAGAACAAGAGAAGCUGAUGAAGGAAUGGGAGAAAGCACAGCUCGAGGUGGAAGAGGAGGAGAGGAAGCACAAUGAAGAGGAAAGACGCAUUCUAGAGGAGACCGUCACACCCCUCAAUCCUACCGGCCUGUUAAACCAGGUGUCAGGACAGACAGCGGCAACCUCACCUGGUCCAGAAAACGACAACACAACGGGAAAAAAUGUUCCUCUGCAGCACAAUGGCCAAAAAACCUCUACAGGGAAUGAAGAUCAGCAUGCAUCAAAGCUGCAUUUCUUCCAGGAUUCUGGGGCUGAUGUUGAACCUUCCAAGAAACAGGAAUUGUGGAAAACAGCUUCUCUCGACCGCAAUACUCAGCUGAACCAGGGACAGGUUGUUAAAAGAUCUGGAUCUCAUGAUGUUGUUACAAGUCAACAACAGUCCUCCUCUCCAAAGCCUCAGCCUCCCUCACCCAGCAGGUGUGUUAGUGGAAAGAGACUGUGCACUGGUUGUUCUCAGCCUCUGGGAAAAGGCGCUGCUAUGAUCAUAGAUACGCUGGGACUGUUUUUCCACAUACACUGUUUCAAGUGUGGACUGUGUGGUGUACAGCUUGGUGACGCCUCUGCAGGGACUGACGUACGGAUUCGUAAGGGAAUGCUGAGCUGCCACGAGUGCUACAUUGCAUCUCGGGGCCGAGGUCAGCCCACCACACUAUGAUGACCACUGUUUUGGAGCUGGACCCUCAGUGAUUGGGUGGAGAACUAUUCUAAAACCCUGAAUCACACUGAAACAGUCUUGACGCUACAAGUCAUCAUCUUUUUUCCUCCUUGAAUGCACAACAGCUCACGUGGAUGUUCACAAUGAGGAGUCUGAAUCCACGUGGGUCAAAAGUCUCAACUACAUGGACUUGCAGGACUAUCGCUAUACUUCUUAACCGUACAUGUGUAUACACUUGUUUUUAGUAUGUGUAGCAUGGAUGUAAUCAAAAAAACAGUUUGCUUAGGCAUUUGCACAUCCAUACAAGACACUCAAUAGGAAUCUUACGCCAAGAGCGGAACACUCCUGUCUGUAACACAUCGGCCUCCCAAAUCUUGACUCAUUAACUCCUGCUUCUGCACUGAUCAUGUGACUCCACUCUCUUGAGUGUGAUGCAAAAGGGGUUCAGGUUGGAUAACCUGAAGUAGCUUGACCAUUAUAAUGCCUUACUCAUACCUUCUCCUUUAUGUUUGGGUUUUGUGUUUACAGUUUUGCAUGGAUAAAAGUAACAUAUAUAUACAAGUUUUUGUGAGUAUUGCUCAGACCGAUAGUGAGUUGUUAUUUUCUUACCUAUCCUUGUGUUUGUCGUACAUCAUUCUGAUGAUUUUGUUUUUGCUUUUUCUCUAUAAGUCAUUUUACAGGAAUGAGAAUGCAUGUUGUUAAGUAAUAAUACUUGUUCUUUGAAUUUUAAAUAUUUUCCCUUUAGGAUGUUUUAGCCAUUGUUUCUUCUCACAGACUGCACCUGAAUCAGUGCCUUAUGUAAUGAAUGCGAAGGCGAGUGGAGUGUGCAGGAGUAUUUCACACUCACACAGACCUAAGGGUCUUGGCACAUAGUGUGUGUGUGUGUGUGUGUGUGUGUGUGUGUGUGUGUGUGUGUGUGUGUAUGGAUAUGAAUGCAGUGUGUGAUUUGACUUAAAGCACAGUUCCAUACCAGCAAAAAAGAAAUGUUAAAUGGAUCAGCCUCUCCUAAUCACCUGCUGUCCUCUUCCAUCGCCUCCAGUGAACUAAACCAAUGACAUAAUGUUACUUGCUGCUUCCCUGUUUUAAUAUCUUCUUAAGGUAAUCCACAGUGUCCUAAAAUCUCUCCUCGUUUGCCUCUGUAUCACAAGCGUUGCCUCCCCAGAGAAUAAUCUGAACUGUUCUAUCCUCUCUUGUCUCGCCUCAAUCUGGAAACCUGACAGCUUCUUCAUCUCUCAGAGGAAUAGAGCACAGUUCAUUGUCUUUUAUAGUAACUGUAUGUUUAUCAAUAAAAUGUUUUAAAUGGGA